AUGCAGUUUCAAUCGAUUCUAUUAUCUGCUCUGUUUGCUACCUCGGUGGUAGCCAAGGGAGACAAGGUUCUCUCGGAGAAGUCCAUGUGCAAGCAGAUGCACAAGCUUGAGAAGUUUGUCGCUUUCGCGAGCAACACCACCGAGCUUGAGCUGAUCACGAACAACAAUGCGACCAAGGUCACGCAACUGCAAGCCGAAGCCUCCGCAGCUGCUCAGAAACUCUCUACGAUGCAGUCCAACGCCACUCUGGUAGCCGACUGCGCAGUUGUCAAUGCUCAAGCCGAGGAGGAGGAUCAGUGCCGGGAGACAUUCGCACUUCAGCAGUUCGUCAAGUUCGCGGCAAACACAACCGAGGUCGCGGCAAAGACCAAUAAUGAUGCGACGAAGAUCGCAAACAUUCAGGCCGAGGCCUCGGUGGCCGCUACCAAGCUCCAAUCGCUCGAGAGCAACUCGACCCUGCAAGCCGCGUGCCCCGCCGUCCUGCAAAAGGACGAGUGCAAAGCGAUGAUGAAGAUCCAGAAGUUUGUCAACAAGGUCGAGAACGCCACCACUCUGGCGAAGCUCUCGAAAGGCGACGCGACCAAGGAGCAGGAGUUGAAGGAGAAGGCGGCGAUGGCGCAGACCAAGUUGAAGCAGUUGCAGAGCAACGCGACGUUCAUGGCUGCUUGCAACGCGAUGGGUAUGAAGGGUACCACUGGCAAGGGGAUCGAUAGCGGUGCCUCUUCCGAAGAGUCUGCCACCAACGGCCCGAAGAGCGGUGCGUCCAUGGCCGGUGCCAGCAGCGUGCUCUCCACCCUGGUGGUUGUUGCUGUGGGCAUGCUCUUGCUGUGA
Messenger RNA from Drepanopeziza brunnea f. sp. 'multigermtubi' MB_m1, 831 nucleotides. RefSeq lists its product as uncharacterized. The record is from RefSeq and is a predicted model, not a curated record. NCBI's taxonomy places the organism in Eukaryota, Fungi, Ascomycota, Leotiomycetes, Helotiales, Drepanopezizaceae.